AAAAAAUUUCCUCUUAAUCUACAUGAGUAUAGCUAGAGAAAUACGUAGGGGAUCUUCGAUAAGUUAAUUUUUGUGUGAUUAGCGAGCAUUUGCACCUCUUUUUGCGCUAAAGAUACAUCUAUGGUAGCGGACGACAGGUAGCUGUGACGUCGCUUACGCAUGCACAAGAAAGGAAUCUCACGAGGGAAAAUUCCCACGAAUGUUCACACUGUGCGUAAGUGGUAGGGGGACAGUUUUCUCUGGCUGCGGCAGACCGUCUGCCGUUUGGUAACACUGGGUUAAGUGGAGUUCUUUUCGACCCUAACCUUGGUGACUGACAAUUAUUCGAAAGCAUACGCUAAAAGCUUGUGUUAAAUUGGAAUAUAUCUUGGUUUUAAAAUGAAUUCAAGAACACAAACAAGAAAGAUUCCCGAAUCGGAGCCGCGUAUAGAUUAUGUUCAAUGCGACGGACUGGUAGUUAUGAAAAUGGUAAAACAUUGUCACGAAGAGUCCAUGAGUAAUAUGGAUGUUGCUCAAGGUGCUCUUCUUGGUUUGGUUGUUCAAAAUCGUCUUGAAAUCACAAAUUGUUUUCCCUUUCCGAAAAAUGACGAGAUCAUGGAUGAGGAAGAAUAUCAAUUGGCCAUGAUGCGUCGUCUCAGAUGGGUUAAUGUUGAUCACUUUCAUGUUGGUUGGUACCAAAGUGCAGAUGUUGGAAACUUUUUAAAUCUAUCGCUGUUAGAAUCACAGUAUCAUUAUCAAACUUCCAUAGAGGAAUCUGUAGUGCUUAUAUACGAUACGGCUAAGUCAGCGAGAGGUUUCUUGACGUUAAAAGCAUAUAGACUUACUCCGCAAGCUAUACAAAUGUACAAGGAAGGUGAAUUUACACCAGAGGCCUUACGUACCUUGAAAAUUGGUUACGAGAGUCUUUUCAUUGAAAUACCAGUUGUGAUAAAAAACAGUAACUUGACUAACAUAAUGAUGUCUGAAUUGGAAGAAAUGAUACCUGAAGAGGAAGGUACAAAGUAUUUAGACCUUGGAACAGCCACUGUUCUGGAAAAUCAACUACGUUGUUUAAUGGAUAGAGUAGAUGAAUUGAAUCAAGAAGCUAUGAAAUUCAAUAGGUAUCAACAGCUAGUUGUUCGCCAACAGCAAGAAAAGAAUAGACUUUUAGCUAAACGAGCCCAAGAAAAUGCUGCUAGGGCUGCAAAAGACGAGCCCCCGCUGCCGGACGAUGAUAUCAAUAAACUCAUGAGACCUUUGCCUGUGCCACCAAGGCUAAAUCCUAUGAUCGUAGCUGGACAAAUUAAUACAUACAGCGAACACAUUUCGCAAUUCUGCGCUCAAAGCUUAGCAAAAUUGUAUAUUACUCAGAGUCUUCAAAAUGCAAAAGAGUCAAAAUCUUCACAUUGAAAGAAUAUUCCUUAUAAUUUUAAAAUAAAAUUUUGUGACAUUGUCUAUAUGUACAUUUUAAGUUUUUAUAUACUUUUCCUUCUGCAGUAAAUAUGUACAAUACAUCUUUACAUAGUUACAAAUC
This is a messenger RNA of Colletes gigas, 1513 nucleotides long. RefSeq names its product eukaryotic translation initiation factor 3 subunit H (gene eIF3h). The coding region runs from base 379 to 1389 and encodes 336 amino acids. Gene Ontology annotation, molecular function: translation initiation factor activity; metallopeptidase activity; protein binding. Lineage: Eukaryota; Metazoa; Arthropoda; Insecta; Hymenoptera; Colletidae. The transcript has 2 exons. Gene Ontology annotation, cellular component: eukaryotic translation initiation factor 3 complex; cytosol; eukaryotic 43S preinitiation complex. The record is from RefSeq and is a predicted model, not a curated record.